Sitophilus oryzae (rice weevil) is the source of this 1654-nucleotide messenger RNA. RefSeq names its product kynurenine--oxoglutarate transaminase 3. Lineage: Eukaryota; Metazoa; Arthropoda; Insecta; Coleoptera; Curculionidae. Gene Ontology annotation, biological process: biosynthetic process. Gene Ontology annotation, molecular function: pyridoxal phosphate binding; L-kynurenine:2-oxoglutarate transaminase activity. Gene Ontology annotation, cellular component: cytoplasm; mitochondrion. The transcript is spliced from 9 exons. The coding region runs from base 305 to 1582 and encodes 425 amino acids. The record is from RefSeq and is a predicted model, not a curated record.
UAAUGAGCUAUCGAGCAGUUAUGCAGCCACCUCGACAGUAGCUCCACAGUAGUAGUCGCUGUAGCUCUUUCACUUUUACUAAAAUCCCUAUUUAAUAUUUUAUUUUAUUUAAGCCAAAUUAGGCCCUUUGUAAGUGCGAAUGUGUUAGUUGUAGCGAGUAGCAGUGUUUUUCAGCACUGUAUGCAAUUGUAGUUGCAUUUUUCCUAUGAAAAUAUUUUGUUCCUGAAGCAGUUACAUUCUCAAGUUUUAAAUUUUUCCGCAUAAACAACAUAACAAGAGACAGUUAAGUACACCGGCCGUCGUUAUGACUGAAAUUGAACAGAAAUUUAAAUUACCCAAGAGGUUCGAAGGUAGUGAACCCAGUGUCUGGGUUGAAUAUAUUCAGUUAGCAUUAGAUUACAAACCAUUGAAUUUGGGGCAGGGCUUUCCUGAUUAUCCACCACCAAAAUAUGUAACCGAUGCCUUAACAGAAGUAGCCUCGAAUAGGAAUUUGCAUCAGUACACCAGAGGAUUUGGUCACCCAAGAUUAGUUCAAGCACUAUCCAAACUAUACUCCAAAUUAAUAGGCCGAGAAAUCAACCCUCAAACAGAAGUUUUAACUACUCUUGGCGCAUACGAAGCGCUUUUUUCAACAAUAACAGGUCAUAUCGAUGAUGGCGACGAAGUUAUCAUUAUCGAACCGUUCUUCGAUUGCUAUGAACCAAUGGUGAAGUAUGCAGGUGGUGUUCCUAGAUAUAUUGCACUAAAACCAAAAAAUACCAAUAAAAGUGUGUUAUCAUCUGCAGAUUUUGUGUUAGACAGAGACGAACUAGAAAAACUUUUUAAUCCUAAAACGAAAGCAAUAAUUUUAAAUACUCCAAAUAAUCCUUUAGGAAAGGUUUUUACGCGAGACGAAUUGACUCAUAUUGCUGACUUGUGUAAGAAACACAAUGUCUUAUGCAUUUCAGACGAGGUUUAUGAAUGGAUGGUAUACAAACCACAUGAGCAUAUUAGGAUAGCUACGUUACCUGGAAUGUGGGAAAGAACAAUUACAAUUGGAUCUGCUGGAAAAACUUUCAGUGUGACAGGAUGGAAAUUAGGAUGGGCAUAUGGACCUGCAAACUUACUAUUUAACUUGCAAAUGAUCCAUCAAAACUCUGUAUACACUGGCUGUACACCAAUUCAGGAAGCUGCUGCUAUAGGAUUUGAAACUGAACUUGCUCGUUUGGGAACGGACGAAUGUUAUUUUGUUUCUAUAUCAAAGGAAUUGGAACCCAAAAAGGAAUUUAUGGCCAAAUUUUUGCAAGAAGCUGGAAUGAAGCCUAUUGUACCAGAGGGUGGUUAUUUCAUGUUGGCCGAUUGGACUCCUCUAGAAUCGAAACUUAAUCUUAGUUCGGAAAAAGACAAAUACAAGGACUACAGAUUCACAAAAUGGAUGACGAAAAAUGUUGGUUUACAAGGAAUUCCACCAACCGCUUUUUACAGUGAAGAACAUAAACCUUUGGGAGAAAAUUUUGUGAGAUAUUGCUUCAUUAAGCAAGAUAAAAAUCUCCAAGCCGCUGCCGAUCUUUUACGCAAUUGGAAGUCUGGCGCCAAAUUAUAAAAAAUCUUUUAAUGUGUACAUAGAAAAUGUUACCUUAUUGAUAUUUGAAAUAUAUUAUAUUUUUACGUUUUA